This is a messenger RNA of Podarcis raffonei (Aeolian wall lizard), 2319 nucleotides long. Its product is annotated as carnosine N-methyltransferase 2-like. NCBI's taxonomy places the organism in Eukaryota, Metazoa, Chordata, Lepidosauria, Squamata, Lacertidae. The transcript has 9 exons. The record is from RefSeq and is a predicted model, not a curated record. Gene Ontology annotation, molecular function: N-methyltransferase activity. The coding region runs from base 586 to 1689 and encodes 367 amino acids.
AGUAUAUUGUAAAAUUUAGUAUGGCAAAUUGUUCUUUGUAUGUUUCAUAGCUAUACAAUGCUAGCUGCUGAACAGAACUGAGAAGGGGCAUGCUUCUUGACCUAUUUAAAUAUCACCCUUUUCCCAUACACUUUGUAUGCCAAGUUUCUUGUGCACUCCCUAAAGGGGUAACAUUAUGACUUCAUAUGUUAUCUAUGGUCUUCAGGAUAAGGUAUCUUCUUAGAGCAUACUAAUUCAAGCGACUGGGGGGAGGGUGAUAACAGGUGUGAGGAAGGACAUUCUGAGAUACUACAGGUCAUAGAAAGCUCCUCAGUGGGCCAGGAGACUGACAUACAGUGACAGUAACAGAUGGAAAUAUCAACUAAGAGUCAAAUCUGUCUCUAACCUUUAGCACUGCUGAGCCAAAAUGCAUAUCACUUUGAAAUGGAUGAGGGGGGUAUAGGAAAGUACCAGUAGAGACUGAAGACCAGCUGUGCCUGCCUUCUGUACUUCAACACACUGGAGUCCAUCUGGAGUAUAUAAGCCAAAAGAGAGCAAGAACGGGUCCUUAAAGAAGAGAGAGACUGGAGAAGGCCUGUAGAAGACAUGGAGCCAAAAGCCAAGGUGAAAAGAGUCUCCAAAACAAAGCAAAGCAAAAGUGCAGAUGGCUGCUUCCAAAAUGGCGUGUUUUCCAAUGGAUUUUGCUCCAUGAAUGGUGCCAAGCUGCCUGUGGUCAGAGCCAUAGAUGAUGAUGAAGAGUAUGGAAAAAGGAAAACACAAGAUGCCAAUUUUGAGAAAGAGAUAUUGGUGACAUCUGCGAACAAUUCAGAGCUUUGUGUGACCCAGACCAUGAGAAGCCUUACAGUGGAUGAAUACGCAAAAGCCUUUAAGUCAUUCUUAGACCAUUCAACUGAGCACCAAUGCAUGGGCCAGUUCAAUAAGGAGGAGCUGCCAGGUAUAAUAGCCAGCCUUGGAAAUGGAAAAUCUACUAUCAAUGUGCUAGGUGUGGGAAGUGGCACAGGUGAGCAAGACUUGAAAAUGAUUAGGAUAAUUCAGGCUGUGCAUCCAGGAAUCUUUAUCAAAAAUGAAGUCAUAGAGCCCAACCCUCAACACAUUUUGGCGUAUAAAGAGGCUGUAAGAAAUUCAACUGACCUAAAGAAUGUCUCAUUCAGCUGGCACCAGUUGACAUCCAUGGAAUAUGAGAAGCAGGCAAAAGAGCAGAACAUUCAAAAGAAAUACGACUUCAUACACCUGAUCCAGAUGCUGUACCGUGUGGAGGACAUUGCAAGCACUAUCCGAUUUUUUCACAGCUGCCUAGAUUGUUAUGCUAAGCUUCUGAUUAUAAUCUUAUCAGGUAAGAGUGGGUGGGCCUCCAUAUGGAAAAAUUACAGACACUGUCUUCCCCCAACCGACAGCGGCCACUACAUCACAGCUGAUGACAUCAAAGUUGUCUUGGAAGGAAUGGGAGUUACAUACCAAGUAUACAAUUUCCCUUCUUAUUGGGAUAUAACUGAAUGCUUUAUUGAAGGAGAUACCACUGGAGGUCAAACAAUGGACUUUCUGACAGGAACUAAAGACUUUAUGAAUUCAGCACCCCAGGAUCUGAAGCAGAGUCUUCUACAGGCUUUGGGCCAGCCAGAAUGCAGCACCAAGAAGGAUGGAAGGGUUAUGUUUGGAAAUGAUUUGAGUAUGUUUGUCGUAAAUUCCUAAUGCCAGUCAAAAUAGUAGACACCAUUUUAGGUUGUGAAGAGAACUUGCUCAAUACUGGAGAAGAGAGGGGCACAAACAGGGGAAGCUUAUAAACAUUAAGAACUGGAAGCAAACGUAUUAGUGGAUCUUUUGUGAUUAAAAUGGUAUAUAUCUUGUUUAUCAUAGCAGGAGAUUGACAUUAGUUUUCAUGGAUACACACUGCCUCUGAGGCACAGGAAAGUGUUGCAACAUAGAGCGUGAUAAUUUGAGUAUAUCAGCAAACUUUAAAUUAUGUUCACAUAGCAGAAAACAGGUACGGGGGACUAAUAUUUAAUGUAUUGUAUAUAUUUAAGAAAGCUCAGUAGCCUAAUUGUGUACACAUUACAUGAUCCCUAGGUAUUUAGCCCAGCAAAUAUUCUGUCCUGUGGUGCAUUUCUCUCUUUAUUAUUUUGCAUCGUAAUAUGAAUUUUGGAUAAUAGGAGCUCCUUACAAUCAACAGUUAGAGGCCCUGAGGACUUUAGUACCUUUAAGAUUUGAGAAUUAUUCAACACUGGCACACCAUCAGCAUGAGUAUGUUUAUGUACAUCAGCCCCAAAGUAAUAUGGCAAGCCUGCCACUGUAAUUUUUGUACUUUCAUACUGUGUCCUUCCU